This is a messenger RNA of Vitis riparia (riverbank grape), 1943 nucleotides long. RefSeq lists its product as uncharacterized. The record is from RefSeq and is a predicted model, not a curated record. NCBI's taxonomy places the organism in Eukaryota, Viridiplantae, Streptophyta, Magnoliopsida, Vitales, Vitaceae. The transcript has 15 exons. Bases 408 to 1613 code for a protein of 401 amino acids.
AGCAAAUUAAUCAAACCCUGUCCCUUUUCCCUCUUUUUUCUUUUCCGUAUAUAAUACUAAUCUUGAAUCUUUGAUUUCCCAAAGUUCACGAGAAAAUUAUUCAUUCCCUUUUCUCCAGAAAAUUCCUCGUUUUCUUUUUAUCUUUUUCUUUUUUGUUUAAUUUCUUCAGCUUUCCCUUUUGUCUUUUGGUGUCUUGGGGAGAUUUCGAAAAGCCCGUCACGAAGUUUUUAAAAAGAGUUGAAGCUGUAGGACUCUCGUGAUUCGGAGCUUUUUAUGCUUUCAGUUCGCUGGAUCUUGGUCGUCUUCUUCGCCCUUUGUUCAACGUGAUUUUCCUGCUGGAGCAGGUCUUUCUAUCUAUAUUGCAGCUUCUCCUGUUUUGAAGAUAGAGACAGAAGAUUGUAAAUACAAUGAGAAAUUUUGGACGCAGUGUAAUUGUUAGAAAACCAAAUGAGACUAUGAGGUUUAUUGUAACAAUUUCUGUUGGAGUUGUUUUUGGCUUUCUAAUAGGAAUAUCUUUUCCAACUUUGUCGAUAACUAAGCUGAAUCUCCCAUCCAGCCUUCUUCCCAAUGUUGAUAUCGCUUACAUUCGGGACAAAAGUUCAGGCUUUUCAACCCAAGCACUGUUGGAUGCUUUGUCUUCUGCAAAGUACAACAGGACACAAGCUCAAAAUUUAAAUGGCACCUCAAAGAUUUGGGCCCCUUCAAAUCCUCGGGGUGCAGAAAGACUACCCCCAGGCAUUGUUGCAGCUGAGUCAGACUUCUACCUCCGUAGAUUGUGGGGUAAACCUAGUGAGGACCUGACUACCAAACCAAAGUAUCUUGUAACAUUUACUGUUGGUUGUGAUCAGAAAAAAAAUGUCGAUGCAGCAGUUAAAAAGUUCUCUGAGGACUUUACCAUCCUUCUAUUUCAUUAUGAUGGUCGAACAACUGAAUGGGAUGAAUUUGAGUGGUCAAAGAAGGCCAUUCAUGUGAGCGUUCGGAGACAAACAAAAUGGUGGUAUGCCAAAAGGUUUCUGCAUCCUGACAUUGUGGCACCAUAUGACUAUAUAUUUAUCUGGGAUGAAGAUCUAGGAGUUGAGCAUUUUAAUGCAGAAGAAUAUAUAAGACUAGUGAGGAAAUAUGGCUUGGAGAUUUCACAACCUGGUUUAGAACCUAAUAAAGGGUUAACAUGGCAGAUGACAAAAAGAAGAGGUGAUCGAGAAGUCCACAAAGAAACAGAGGAGAAACCAGGCUGGUGCCCUAACCCACAUUUGCCUCCCUGUGCAGCGUUUGUUGAGAUCAUGGCUCCUGUAUUUUCUAGAGAUGCAUGGCGGUGUGUGUGGCAUAUGCUUCAGAAUGACCUGGUACAUGGUUGGGGUCUUGACUUUGCUCUCAGAAGAUGUGUAGAGCCUGCCCAUGAGAAAAUUGGAGUUGUAGAUUCUCAAUGGAUCGUUCAUCAAACUGUUCCCUCGCUUGGGAACCAGGGGCAAGCAGAGAAUGGAAAGGCACCAUGGCAAGGGGUGAGGGAGAGGUGUAAAAAAGAGUGGACCAUGUUUCGAGUUCGCAUGACCAAUGCCGAAAAAGCAUAUUACAAGGAGAUGGGAAUUAAUCCUACCAAUUCCACAGCUGACUAGAGGAUGACCCUCACAGAAGCUGACCUGUAUACAAUCAUAAUUACCACUGUUCUUAGGGUUUUUAUUUUUAUUUUUUAUUUAAUAAUAGCGAUCAUUUUUUAGUAUCCCAGAGGUUACUGAUGAGAGUGCUUUGAUCUUCCAUGCUGCUGGAAAAGAAUGGGUACCCGGGUGGCAGGUGAGAGAGAAAAAAGGUCAAUUAUUCGUUUCUAUCAUCGUCUUUCAUUUUUGUUCUCUCUUUCACACAUUGAUAUGUAGACAUUAAAUGGGCAUGAAAGUUCCUCCUUCAUGGGCCAUUAUAGAUGAAAUAUGAAUGAAAGUUAAUGCUAGCAA